AUGACAGAAGUUUCAUCACCAUCAAGUAGAAAAGUCGAUGAUUUUUUAUCUAGCUUAUCUCAAUUAUCUCAAGAAAGAUUAAAUGAAGAUCGUCAAAGACAGAGAGAUUUACAAAAGAAUAUUGAUGAAUUACAAUCGAGACUGCAAAAUAAUUCUUCCACCUACAAAUCACAGAAGCAUUUGGGCAAUUCAACAAGAUCACUGUAUCAAUUAGAUAUACCAGACUUGAAAUUCAAUAGAAAUAAGCUAAAGAAUGAUGAUGAUGAAGAACCCCCAAAACUACCAAGAAGAAAGGAUGACACACCACCAACCCUACCCAAAAGAAAAAGUGAUCAACCACCAACAUUACCAAAAAGAAAACCAGACUUAAAUUCAAUUGGAUUACUACAACCAAUAUCAAGAAAAGAUACUUCUUUAAAACCGGAAAAACUACACACGCCAGUAAAACCUACAAAACUAAAAACACCAGAAAAACCUACGAAUUUAAAAACACCAGAAAAACCAACAAAUUUCAGAGCAGGAUCAUUUCGAGACAUGGAACAGCGUAUAAAAUCAGGUGAUUCAAAUACUGUAUCGCUAGAAAAUGCCCUCAAACCUACAAAAUUAUCAGAAUCCACCUCUAAACCAAUAACAAAACCAAAACCGAAACAUCUACAAGAAGAACCAGAAUUUUUAUCAAAAUUUCAACAACUAAAAACUUCAAAAAGGGACCCACCUCAAUUAAAGCCAAAACCCAAGCCACCAGUAUCCGAAGCAAUAGAUUUUAAAACAAGUCUAAAGCCCUUAAAACCAGCAUCAAAACCCAAAUCAGAAACUUUAGAGUUUCAAACGAAAUUAAAAGAAAUUGAAUCACCCAAUAAAAAACCUCAACUAAUUACUACAAAAUCAUCAAAAUUUAAAUCAGACUAUGAGGAAAAAGAUAGUGAAGAAUUAAGAAUUCAAUUACAGAAAAUGGCUGCAAAAAAAAAUGAAAAGCAAUUAACUCCAGAAAUUAAAGAGGAAAAAAAGUCAGCAAUUAAACCAGAAACAAAAGACAAAAGCAAAACCAUCCCUACUACCCCAGAAAUGAAAAAAAUCAAAACUACCCCAGAGAAAAAACCUAAACCACCAAUUAAACCAUUGAAAAAAGCAUCAUCAAAUCUCGAAAACUCCGUAAAUUUAUCAUUUGAAGAUAAAUUAGGUGCAAUUUUAUCGAGAUCACAAACUUUCCCACAAUCAGCUUCAUCAACAACCGCAUCAGAUACGUUAACUACAACAAAAUUCAAGAACAAAUCAACUUCAGAAUUAACUCAUGUGACUAAAACAAGAGCAAAAGGUCCGAAACGUAAAUUACCUAAAAAUUUGAAUAAACAGCAACAACCAAAAGAGACUUUAGUGAGUAAAAAACCACCACCAAUAAAACAAAAACCAAAAGAAAUCAAAGUCAAACCAAGAGUUAUUAGUGGUGAAGUAUUUAUUUAA
Lodderomyces jiufengensis is the source of this 1461-nucleotide messenger RNA. RefSeq lists its product as uncharacterized. The record is from RefSeq and is a predicted model, not a curated record. NCBI's taxonomy places the organism in Eukaryota, Fungi, Ascomycota, Pichiomycetes, Serinales, Debaryomycetaceae. Bases 1 to 1461 code for a protein of 486 amino acids. The transcript has a single exon.